ACCAGCCCCAAAACCCUGCACAGGUGACCGCGCCCCGAGAGCCCCCUCCACAGUGCCCCAGGAAAAAGUUAAACAUUUCGCUUUCCCAAAACUGUGGCAUACCUUGCAUGGUUUUGUAAUUAUCUGCUGUGCAUUUGGCUCAAAAUAGGGGGAACCAAGACCAAAAAAAAAACUUUUUUUUUAAUGUUAAAAAAUUUAAACUGAGGGAGGUGACGCCCUCAAAGCCUCUUGUGAGGCAGAGAAAAAGACUACAACUCCCAUGAGGCAGUGAGGCCACAAGAGUCACAACUCCCAGCAUCCUCCGCGAAACCCAAGCCUGUCCGGAUAGUAAGCAGAGAGUGGCGGGUAAAUGUCCGCGGAAGCUGUGAAGAAGAAGCGGCCUGUCGGGGUCACAGCGCCUGAGGAGGAGCCUGAAGCACACAAAGGGCAGCUGGAUGUAGCGCGCGGCCUGGAGAACUUGCCUGUGAGCGUGUGGCCCCGGGGGGCGUGGCCGGCGCCCUUCCAGUAUACUCCUGAUCUCGUUCUUGGUCCUGGAGCAGACAUUGAUCCCACUCAAAUAACCUUUCCUGGAUGCAUCUGUGUCAAAACUCCCUGCUUCCCUGGCACUUGUUCCUGUGUCCGCCAUGAUGAGAACUAUGAUGACAACAUGUGCCUUAGAGAUACAGGAUUAGAAGCAAAGUAUGCCAAGCCUGUUUUCGAAUGCAAUGUCCUAUGCCAGUGCAGUGACCACUGUAGAAACAGAGUUGUUCAGAAAGGUCUGCAGUUCCACCUCCAGGUGUUCCAGACAGAUAAAAAAGGCUGGGGACUUCGUACCUUGGAAUUUAUACCGAAAGGACGAUAUGUCUGUGAAUAUGCUGGGGAGGUUUUAGGAUUCUCUGAAGUACAGAGAAGAAUAAACUUACAAACAACAUAUGACUCAAAUUACAUCAUAGCUCUCCGGGAGCAUGUUUAUAAUGGGCAGGUAAUGGAAACAUUUGUUGACCCUACCUAUGUAGGAAAUGUUGGAAGAUUCCUUAAUCACUCUUGUGAGCCAAACCUACUGAUGAUUCCUGUCCGAAUUGACUCCAUGGUUCCUAAGCUGGCACUUUUUGCCGCCAAAGACAUUUUGCCAGGAGAGGAACUCUCUUAUGACUAUUCAGGAAGAUUUCUUAACCUAAUGGACACUGAAGACAAAGAAAGGUUAGAUAAUGGGAAACUAAGAAAACCUUGUUACUGUGGUGCCAAAUCAUGUACUGCUUUCCUUCCCUAUGACAGUUCUCUGUACUGUCCCUUAGAAAAGCCAGACAUGAAUUAGGAAGGAAAUUCCCACCCACUGCUUCUCUCAGUAGGCAGGACUCAGAAGACCCAUGCAAGUGUGGCUCACCUGCUUCUGUGUUCCCCUCCUGCAAACCACUUACCCUCAAGGAAGGUCAGUGUCUCUGUGGUAAGCAGCUUGCCCCUCCCUGUAAGGAGAAUUCCCAUUUUUACCUGGGUACGUGACUACCCAGAAUACUUUCUUUCCUUCUUAGGUAUGGUUAAGUGAUAAUGUUCUAACUAAUGGAAUAUAAGCAAGAAUGGUAUAUCCUUAAGUAUCUUGCUCUUCUAUUUCUUCUUCUAAGUUGUAAUGUACACAUGAGAGACCAGCCAUCCUAGACUCCAAGAUGACCCUGGGCAAGGGUCAUACACAGCGAGAGGAGUGUGGGUGUCUGGUAUCACAGGAAAUGCUGCUGGUCCUGAUCCGACACCUCUGAACUUUCAGGUGAGAAAGUCUCUCCCUUGUCUCAACCACUAUUAUAUACACUUCUACCAGACCUGAUCAUGAUUCAAGAAAACCCUUGGGGCUGCAUAGCUCAGCCCCUGCUUUCCAACCAAUUUUAUCAGUAAUAAAGCUGAUUUUUUUUCUGUCUGUCUGGGUCCUGCAUCUUAUUUCUCAUUUGUUUCUAAACAUAGAUUAAGGAAAAGGGCAUGACUAAUUAUCACCUGCUAAAACUCUAACAAUCACCAAUAAUGAAAAAUAUAAUAAGAAUGACUUCCAUUUAUAACCAAAAGUCAGAAAACAUACCACUAUAUACUUGGUUGUACUGCAGAGCUUGUGAAGCUAUGCUUCAAUUCAAGACUCACAUUUUCAUUUUAUUAAUAACUGCCAACAACACAGGAGAUGGGGAUUUUAUAGUCCCAUUUAAACUUCUGGAGGAACAAAGACCUUUAACUGCCCUCCUUAAAACAAGGAUAGUGCAUAAAUAUAGUUUCCACUGGCAGGGGAUGUAGUUCAGUGACUGAGUACUUAAGUAGCAUGCACAAGGCCUGGAUUCAACUCCCAGCACCACAUACACACAAACGUUUUAAAAAUAUGUACCUAGUAACUACAUCUAAAUGAUUAGACAUUUUAAGAGAUAAUUAUUUGAGUUCCUGCAAUAUUAUUUCAUAUAUAAUGUCUUCUGUAGUACAUUUAAAACCUACCACUAGGAGGCCCCUGUACUUUACAAGAGAACCAUAUUACGUAUAGCACCAAUUUCUGUGUAGUAGCAUGUUAGCUGUCCACUAAAAUAAGUGAAAUCUGUGGUA
This is a messenger RNA of Castor canadensis (American beaver), 2544 nucleotides long. Its product is annotated as histone-lysine N-methyltransferase SETMAR. Gene Ontology annotation, cellular component: nucleus. The record is from RefSeq and is a predicted model, not a curated record. Lineage: Eukaryota; Metazoa; Chordata; Mammalia; Rodentia; Castoridae. Gene Ontology annotation, molecular function: zinc ion binding; protein binding; histone methyltransferase activity.